Exaiptasia diaphana is the source of this 4724-nucleotide messenger RNA. Its product is annotated as ARF GTPase-activating protein GIT2. The coding region runs from base 126 to 2354 and encodes 742 amino acids. The record is from RefSeq and is a predicted model, not a curated record. NCBI's taxonomy places the organism in Eukaryota, Metazoa, Cnidaria, Anthozoa, Actiniaria, Aiptasiidae. Gene Ontology annotation, molecular function: protein binding; GTPase activator activity. Gene Ontology annotation, biological process: brain development; regulation of ARF protein signal transduction. The transcript has 20 exons.
GAGAGACAGCUGGCGCAAAAUGAAUCCAACCAAAUAUUUUGCAAUGGACAGCACCUUCAUAAUGUCAAAUUAACAAACUAAAUCGAAAAUUAAGGCCCAGAUCUUGGUUGUCGAUGUGAGAAGCUAUGUCGUCGAGGGUGAAGUUGCGAGCAUCGACUGAUAUUUGUGCCGAUUGCAGUGCCCCAGGUCCAGAAUGGGCGUCGUUAAAUCGGUGUGUGUUGAUCUGCGACGAGUGCUGUAGCGUUCACAGAAGCCUUGGACGUCAUGUUUCCCAAGUCAAACAUUUACGGCACUCUGUAUGGCAUCCCAACCUUUUGACGAUGGUGAUACAGUUGGUCAAUAAUGGAGCUAAUGCCAUAUGGGAACAUAACUAUGCACCUCCUUCCCUGGACCAUGGACAAAACAGAGGCGGAAUWAGGAAACCAAACCCUAAAGAUAAUGUCCACCCUACAAAAUCCAACUUCAUCAAAGCAAAAUACCAAUCUCUACAAUUUGUCCAUCGRCUCCCAAGCAAAGACGAUGAUGCCACAACAGUGGAUUAUACCCUACAACUUCAUUCAUGUGUGAGGACAUCUAACUUGGAAACAAGCCUCAGAUUGCUGUCCAAUGGAGCGCAGCCCAACUACAUUCACCCUGAAAAAGGCAACACACCACUUCACAUAGCAACAAGUGCUGGUCAAGCCCUGCAAGUGGAGUUGCUGGUCGUACAUGGAGCUGACCCUACAGUCUUAGACAUGAAUGGAAAAUCGCUCAUGGAUUAUGCCUUAGAGGCAGGUCAUAGGGAUUUAGCACAAAGACUCUUUGAGAUGCAGUACGUGCUGACUGAUCGACUUGCUUUUUACUUAUGUGGAAGAAAACCAGACCAUUCAGCAGGAAUAAGAUACCUCAUUCCCACAAUGGCUGACAGCUGCUUAGAUUUAUCRCAGGAUGCACAGAAAGCAAAACUUAAAUUAAAAGCAUUAAGUAAUCAUUUAUUUGAAGAGCUAGCUGCUGAUGUUUACGAUGAAGUUGAUAGGAGAGAAUGUGAUGCCAUUUGGCUUGCRAAUCAGAAUCAUAGUGCACUUGUAAAUGACACUACAACAGUUCCCUUCCUACCAGUAAAUCCAGCRUUUACUUCCACUAGGAAUCAGGGAAGGCAAAAACUUGCUUUAUUUAAUGCUCAAGAAUUAGCCACUCUUAUCCUGGAUGUUUUAAAUGAUGCAAGAAGGCGAGAACAAGAUUCCAACCCAGAUCUUGCUCAUGCUGGAAUCGUAGAUUCUACCAUGUUUCCAAUUGAGGAAGAUCGCCACAUGUCACAUGAUUAUGAUGAAGUAGCGUCAGAUGAUGAAACUGCAGCUCAAAAUGAUCAAAUAUUGAGAGCACAAAAAAGAUCAACAGAAAAGAGUACAUCUACUAGCUUCGUUUUAGAAGACACAAUCCCAAUGGAAAAUUACCUCGAAUUAAAGCGUGUUUUAGCAUCUGCAGAGGCACGUAUACAGCAGUUACUACAAGUGAAUGCAUCGAUGAGUCAAGGAAUCCAAGAACUUCAGGCAGUGGUACAGAGUUUACGAAGGGACAAAUACAACCUACAAAAACAGUUAGGAUUAGACGAUAAGUCGUUGGAAGAUAACGUGUUUUCCUUUGAUACUGGCCAUGAAUAUAUAAAUGCAGACAUUCUACGAACAAUGACAAACACAAACACAGCAGAUGACGACGAUGAUGAAGAYCACGUGGAUAUCAAUGAUAUUACCCCGUACGCAUGCCCAGGGGAACUAAUGAAGAAAAAGGGUCAGGGACAUAAUCUACCAGUAGGAACGAGCCACUCUCCUAACGAUUCCAAGGGGAAAAAGGUGAACCCAUAUGAUAACGUCCCUGAUGAGGAACCAGAGAAGAGCGAAGACGAAAGACCAUUCGUGCACAAUGAUAAAAAUGGGCUUUCUGACAACCAAAUCGACGAGGAGGCGGAACGCGUUCUUAGCGAGGCAGAGGGGAUCGUACAAGCCGCCGCUCGAGAAUUUGAACCUUCACAAGAAGAUGUCGUACGUUGUACCGAACAAAUCACGAAGAAAAUCCAAGAAUUAUUGCUUGCCGCACAAGCAGGAAGACAUAGCUCCUUUAUUCCGUGCUCCAAUAAAAUCAACUCGGCUGUUAAUGACAUGGCGACYUUAUUCCCAGAGAACCCUGAUGCGGAUGCUGUUCGAGUCUCCCUUCAACUAAUGGCAAACAGUGCAUCGCGCCUAUCAGUAGAAUGCAAGAGUGCUGUACUUCCAGGAAAUACAGUAGACAUGGCGUUCCUGACACAACARGUCAUACAGUGUGCUUACGAUAUUGCUAAGGCAGCCAAACAGUUAGUAACGACAUUCUCUGUAGAGUAAAAGCUUAUAUUCCUUUCAAGGGAACAAGAACAAAGCCAUAUAACUAUAAAGAUACGUUAAGUAUUCGUAAUAUUAGAUGGUUUUUUUAUAUUCACACGCGCGUCUCUGUGGAGCCGUGUAAAGGCAGAAAAGUCACAUUAUUUUAGUGCCAAUGAACUUCAACCAUUUCAAAAUCAAACAAUUACAAAAAUGAUGCGACUUACAMAAAACCAUGGUGAACUCAAGCAGGCAUUUAUGUUGUAUAACGCAAAUAUUUAGACAACGUUUUAAAAAAAGUCUGAAAAUAUCAACAAUGUCUUAUUCUUAUUGUUGAUUUUAGCAGUAUUAUUGCAAAACGCUGUAUUUCGUCUUGUACAUUGCAAAGGUAUAAAKGUCUUACAUCAGAAGUUUUUUCAGCUUCAUCUGGUUGACUGGUGACAUUUAAAGGCUUUCGCCAUAUAGAUUAUGUUAGUUAGUAGACUGUUUUGUCCYGCACCAGAUAGAAGUGCAUUCUAACGCGAUGUUAAGGCCCCAUAUAAUAUCCUGUACAUAUGUCAUCGAAGAAACGUGUAUGUUGAAGUCACGAAGCAUUGAUAACAUGAGAAUAUCGGUAAAGUUAGACUUACUAGGGGUAGRGUUUGCCUCCAUUUUGAACUAGGAUACUAUCUUUUGUCACCCCUACGCAAUUAAGUGAUCUAUAUAGGGUUGAUUUUAUUAUGAUACUGCUAUGGUAGUAGUAGUAAUAUAUAUUUAAUUARAUAAAAUAUGAAUUAAUAAGUAAUGAUUACUAAUAAAGAUAUAAACGAAGCAAUAACGAUAAGUGAUGAACGACGUCAUGAUAUGAAAAUAUCUCCUUAUCCGACACCCAUGUUAUCAAUGUUUUUUCGCAUUGGUGUUUGUCAACGAGGGGUUACCUACGUAGCACGCAGUUGAUGUAAUUGUAUUCAUAAAAUGUAUUGUAUUCCAUUGUUUCUCGUGCUAUUGUAUUAUGUGUUUUGUAUUAUAUCUUUAUGAAUAUAUUACAUCAACUGAGUGCUACGUAGAUUCUCCCUUGUCAACGACUCGUGAGAUUCAAUUAGAACAACUAUCUCGUACCCAGCGCCUCUGUCCCUCUUACUGCGCAAGCUUGACGAAAAAAGUUAUUUGUCGCAGACCAAAAGUUAYGCGGGCUUUGGGUACGAGAUUGGGUCAACAAUCUUUAGGUUUUAUUUAGUUAGUGAUCUUUAGGAAGGUAUCGGCCGACGUAAGUAGUACAUUUAUUUGAAUUCUUUUGACUUGAAGGUUGUGUUUUAUCUUGGCCGACCCUCGCUCAAGGGUCUUUUCGCAAGGUAUUAGGGGAAGACAACUUUGUCUGCCUCCCCAUGAAACAUUGUGACUUAAUUGUUACGAUUUAACAUAGGCGAUCUAUCUGUCGUCCUAUUAAAGGCAUGAUGCCCUCCAUGUGAAUAACAGAAGAGAAACUAGUCAUAGAGAAAUAAGAAUCCUAAAUUUUACGAUUAUUUUGAAUGAAAUUCUGUAUAAACAAAUUGUAAAGGUUAAAGAAAAUAUGUUGUGUUGUAAAAUCUGGCAUAGGUUGGUAGAUUUUUACUAAAACGUCACUUCUCUGUAUGGAGUGCAAUUUGUGGCCUUUUUGAGGUGGCUGUCUUAUUGUGAAGACCUACGGAAGAGUAUUUAAAUGGCUAAGAAUGGAUCUUCAAAAGUCGUCUUAACUUUAAGGGAAAUACAAGGAAAGUUACUAUAUUUUUUAUUCUUUUUUAACAUUCUUGCCCAUGAAAGAAAUGUAGGCUCUCAAAUCGGCCGCAAAAAAACUGAUUUUUAACCAAGCCUUUGGAAUGAAUCUUACUCAAGCAACUGGUUUUGCUGUUUUGUCAUGUUUAGCCAUUAAUUAUAAAAUAUUCUCAUAUAUAUUCUACAAAAUAUUCAUAGAAAUAAACAUUUUAAGUUGAAAUUAUGACUUGUGCAUUUGAUUGUUCUUCGAAUUCUCAGAAUCUCUGGGAAUCUACACUUGUCAAUUAAACAAAUUAAAAACACUUUUUUAAUUAAAAAGCACUAUAAAUGUAUUACAAACUCUGCAGUACGCUAUCUUUUUAAAGCUUUCAAGUUGAAUUCUUUCAUAAUAGAACCCACCAAACUGUGGUGGACUACCGUAUCACAAAUUUAGCAUUCUGGCUUAAUGGUGAUAAAAUAAAACAAUAAACUUUAAACUUUCGGUUAAAAAAAAGAAAAAGAAAUAAAGAAUUUUUCAGGCGUGCUCGAGUCGAGGAUUGAACCUUGGAACUGAGAUCCUGGGUCCUAGGUCCCUUAGAUUGUAUUCGCAUUAUCCUGCAUUUUAGAAACAAACAAAAAAAAAGAACAAGUAUAUUUUAAAGUUAAAAAAAAGAAAGAAAAAAA